AUGGUUGUGGUCAGUGACGUCUUUCCGCUAGUUCACACGCUUUUGAUCGACGCAGGCUUAAAAAAAUCAGCAGCCACAUUCGCUAAAGAAGCAAAAUUACAGUCGAAGGCUUUUAAAAGGGAGCAUGAUCUACUUGACGUGUACAAUUUCUAUUUGACACACAAGAUGAAUAUUGGAGAGAAAUCGAAUGUGUCAGUGGACGUGGCUAAGAGUUCAAAAAAGAAGAAAAAACGAAAGAGCAACGACAAUGAAAUUGUUGAUCCAUUAAAGGACUCGAAAAAGGUGGUAAAUGAUAAGGAGAUUGACAAAAUGUCGAAGAAUAUUGUACAAAAAGUGGUGAAGACAGAGACAAAGCAUAAGGUUGCGACAAAGAAAAAGGGUGUUCACUUGGAUUCGGAUGUCAAGUCAGAAGAUAGACCGAAAAAAGCGUCGACAAAGAGUGCAAUUGUCAAUAAAGAAGAGUCGAGGACCGAUGACUCAUGUGAAUCUGACGAUUCGUCGGAUGAAGAAGUCAGGAAAGUAGCCAAAGGAACUGCAAGUAUUGUAAAGAAGACUCAAGAUGAAGAGAGUGAUUCGUCAAGUUCAGAAGAUUCAUCAAGUUCAGAAGAUUCGUCGGAAUCAUCAGAUUCUUCCGAUGAAAAGAUGAUCAAAUCGAAUAAGCGGAAGGCUGUAACUUCUGUUGCUCAGGAAAAUACGAAAAAGUCAAAGCAUGAUGACAAGUCUAGCUCAGAUGACAGUUCAUCUUCAGACAGCUCAUCUUCAGACAGCUCAUCUUCAGAUUCGGAGUCGGAUUCAUCGGAAGAUGAAGAAGUUUUGAAGAAGGAAGCUGCACGUCGAGAAGCGGCUACUAAAGCUGCUCUUGAAUGGCAGCCUAAGAAGAUUGCAAAGGUGGUCUCAAAAGAGAAAGCGGUUGGGACUCCAUUUCAGCGUGUGGACGGUGAGUUCUGGUCGCAGAAGAUUGCGGACGAUACACUUCGUGACAACAGUUACGAAGGCACUUUUGGCUCGGAUGGUGUCGGAGUAAAGGCGAACAACAAGCUAUUAAAGACACGUGGCAAAGACUUUAUUAAAGGCAAGAACAAACUCAAGCGUUCCACAUACAUGUGUGGUGCUAUCAGCAUGGCGUCCAAUUCGUUUAAGUUUGAGGAUUAG
This is a messenger RNA of Plasmopara halstedii, 1152 nucleotides long. RefSeq names its product Nucleolar GTPase/ATPase p130. The record is from RefSeq and is a predicted model, not a curated record. Bases 1 to 1152 code for a protein of 383 amino acids. The transcript has a single exon. NCBI's taxonomy places the organism in Eukaryota, Oomycota, Peronosporomycetes, Peronosporales, Peronosporaceae. Gene Ontology annotation, molecular function: protein binding.